Molecule: messenger RNA, 2646 nt
Organism: Rosa rugosa (rugosa rose)
Lineage: Eukaryota; Viridiplantae; Streptophyta; Magnoliopsida; Rosales; Rosaceae
Product: putative disease resistance protein RGA3
Exons: 1
Coding region: 1-2646 (881 amino acids)
Biological process (GO): defense response to other organism
Molecular function (GO): ADP binding
Source: RefSeq, a predicted model, not a curated record
AUGGAGUUUGCCAGCAGCAUUGCAGAUGACGUCUUGGGUAGGCUAGCUUCACAUGCUUCCCAACAGAUCUCCUUGGCAUGGGGUGCCCAACUUAAGCUCAGCAAGCUCAACAACACCUUAUCUGCCAUCAAACUAGUGCUCGAGGAUGCAGAGAAGAAGCAAGUGAGAAAUCCCCUAAUCACUCGUUGGUUAGGAAAUCUCAAAGAUGUUUGUCAUGACGUUGAUGAUGUCUUGGACGAACUAGACUUCCAAAAGUUGCGGUUGAAAGUGGAGGUCGACAACUGUGGGAAGAUCAAAGGAAAGGUACGCCAAUUUUUUUCCCGAUGGAAUCCAGUAGUGUUUAACUUCAAAAUGGGACAUAAAGUGAAAGAGAUUAGAGAAAGACUAGUUGAAAUUGAUAAUGAAAAGAGACAGUUUGCUCUCCUUCAGUUUGCUAAGAUAGCCGAAGAUCCUCGUGCGCCCCAUCAAGUGCACGUUGACAGGAGGAUGACUACCUCUAAAGUCGAGGCUUCAAAUGUUAUUGGAAGAGAUGAUGAUAAAAAACAGAUUAUCAAGCAUCUCUUGAAUGACACUGAUUUCUCCAGUGAGGAGAAUGUUUCUGUUGUUUCCAUAAUUGGGUUAGGAGGAUUAGGGAAAACAACACUUGCUAAAUUGGUGUACAAUGAUAGCAUGGUAGAAGAAAAUUUUGAGACAAAGAUGUGGAUAUGCGUCUCAGACAACUUUGAUAUUCAAACAUUAAUUCGAGGUAUUACUAAUGCUGCAAAUGGACCAAAAUAUGAGGAUGAAAGUUUGGAUCUUAUGGAAAGAAAAUUGCAAGAUACUCUUAGAGGUAAAAAAUUUUUAUUGGUGUUGGACGAUAUCUGGGAUACAGAGUCGAUUGGAGUAACAAUUGAAAAAUGGAUUGAUUUAAAAACUUUGUUAAAUGUGGGAGCUAAUGGAAGCAAAAUCAUUAUAACAACACGAAAUAAAUCAGUUGCUUUACUUGUGAGUCCCUUAUACAUGCAUUCUUUAGAAUGUCUUUCCCACAAAGAUUGCAUGUCCUUGUUCAUCCAAAGGGCAUUUAAAAGAGGAGAGGAGCAGCGCUAUCAACAUUUGAUAGAAAUUGGAGAGGAUAUUGUGAAAAAGUGUGGAGGAGUUCCUUUAGCAGUAGCUACUGUAGGGAGUAUGCUCUAUUUGAAUACAGAGAAACACCAUUGGCUGCAUGUCAGAGAUGAUGACAUGUGGAGUAUAGGGAAUGACAAUAUUUUACCUGCACUCAAAUUGAGCUAUGAUGCACUGCCACAACACUUGAAACAGUGUUUUGCAUUUUGUUCACUUUUCCCAAAGGAUUAUCAAUUCAACAGUGGCUUCUUGGUUCCACUAUGGAUAGCACAAGGAUACCUCAAAACAUGUAAGAAAAAUGAAGAUUUUGAACAUAUGGGUAUAGAGUAUAUAAGGCAGUUUUGCUCUAGAUCUUUGUUUCAAGUCGAGUUUGAUGUCAAAACAGCCAUAGUUUUUAAAAUACAUGAUCUAGUUCAUGAUUUAGCAAUUUCAGUGGCACAAGUAGAGUACUCCACCGUCAAUUUCCGUCCCUCUAGAGCUUUGAAAAUGUUUCGACAUGUGUCAAUAUCAAAAAAAGACCUGCUUGGAGAAGAGGCACAAGUUCUCUAUUUCAUGCUCAAGUCAAAGAAAUUGCGAACCAUUCUAGUUCUUGAAGAUGCCCAGAUGAACCAAUGUUUUGUGAAGACAUGCAUCUCGAGAUUCAAAUGUUUGCGGAUGCUAGAUCUCCGUUGGUCGGCUCUUGAGGAGUUACCAAGUUCCAUUGGUAGUCUGUUUCAUUUGAGAUUUCUCAACUUGUCUGAAAAUAGGAAGAUAAAAAGGCUUCCCAAUUCCAUCAGUAAGCUGCUGAAUUUGGAGACCUUGCACCUUCGCAAGUGCAACGCACUUGAGGAGAUACCCAAAGACAUAGGAAACCUGAUUAAUCUCCGAAGCUUGGUGAUAACUACACAACAGACGUAUUUGCCAAAAGGAAUUAGACGCCUCACCUUACUUCGAGAUUUAUAUUUUGUUGGAUGUGUCAAUCUUAAAUCUUUGGGCGAAGAGAUCCAAUUCCUCAACAACCUUCGUAAACUGCUGAUUUGUAGUUGUAAUAAUUUGGAAUCCUUGCCACCAAAUAUGAAACACAUGACUGCUUUAGAUACUUUGGCUGUAAUGGAUUGUGAGAAGCUUCAGGUGAUAAUGAGAUCUGGGGAAGGUCCUCGACGUCUUCGAUCAUUGGGUAUCGGGAAUUCAAGUUUGGAGGCUUUGCCCCCUUGGCUUGAAGAUUCUACAGACACUCUACAGAGUAUAUAUAUUUAUGGAUGUGAUAAUCUCACGGCACUUCCGGAGUUGAUAAAGUUCAGAUUCCUCGAGCAACUACACAUUGGCGAAUGCUCCAAAUUGUCGGCUUUGCCGCAAGGGUUGCAUUGCCUUACUGAGUUGAGAGGAUUGACGAUUUCAGGGUGUCCUGAAUUGAGCAAAAGCUGCAAAAGGCAAUUAAAAGGUGGGGAGUGGUCAAAAAUGGCACGUCAGGUGAAGAUUACACUCGACGCUGAUGAUGAAGAAGAUGAAGCCGACAGUCGCUUGGCCGACGGUAGGAUCGUGUACCUCACAACGCGAUCCAGGUAA